UUCACUAAAUUUGGGCCUCAACUGUAAUUUCCUCAUAACUUUCAUCUUCCUCGCCUGAACCAUUUUCCCACUCCACCGGCGGCCACUUCUCUCUACCGGAGACUUGAGUAAAAGAUUGGGAUUUACGUUUGUACUUUGAGGUUACUGCGCAUUUUCACCUAUUGGUUCGAAUUCCGACGAGAGCCUCUUGAUUUUUGCUAUUUUGGGAACAAAUUUGUAUAGUUUGGAGCUUAAGCUUCCGAGAAAAAUACCGGGUUGCUUCCAGUUUCGCGGAAGAUGUCACUUUUCAGGCUCUCUAGAAGAGUCAAUCCUUUACUUUCUUUAAACAGGACUCAUCAUUAUCCACUUUCCACAUCCAGGGAAUAUCUUGAAAUUGUAGCGUCAAAAGAUAUAAAUCUUGGGGUAAUCAACAAUAAAUAUGGACAAAUCUUUGGUUUUGGAUAUCGAGGUUUCACAUCAAGAUGUGAGCUUAACAAAUCUACUCUUCACAACUGCAAAGGGCCCUCCUUUUUGAGAGGGCAGAGUACAGUUACGUCUUGGCCAGUGUUGAAUCUUCAUCAUCAUUAUGCAACUCAGGCUACUGCAACAGAGAAUAAAUCAAGGAAGAUGCUCUUUUAUUUGGUGGGUUUAGUUUUUGCUAUGGUAGGGGCUAGCUAUGCUGCAGUUCCCCUGUACAGAAGAUUCUGCCAAGCCACGGGAUAUGGAGGUACAAUUCAACGCCGGGAGAGUGUUGAAGAAAAGAUUGCCCGACACGAGAAAGAUGGAAGAGUUACUUCCAGGGAGAUUGCAGUACAAUUCAAUGCUGAUGUAGCAGACGGGAUGCCUUGGAAGUUUACUCCAACACAGCGUGAGGUAAGAGUAAAACCAGGAGAGAGCGCUCUAGCGUUUUACACUGCUGAAAAUCGAAGUUCGACUCCUAUUACAGGUGUAUCAACAUACAAUGUGACCCCCAUGAAGGCUGCUGUAUAUUUCAAUAAAAUACAAUGUUUUUGCUUUGAGGAACAGCGAUUGCUUCCUGGGGAGCAGAUUGACAUGCCUGUUUUCUUUUACAUUGAUCCUGAGUUUGAAACCGACCCCAAAAUGGAUGGCAUAAACAAUUUGAUCCUAUCAUACACCUUCUUUAAGGUCUCGGACAAAUAAAGAAGCUGCAUAGCUCCCGCCACCUGGGCAUGGUCACCACCAGAUAUGUAAUUUACUGCAGCAAUAACUUGAUUUUUGUGGCUGACAAGGGAAUGAACAGUGAAAACAUUGUUUCACCUGUAGUUUGUGUUAUUACUGGACCAAAAAAAAACUCAUUUAUCAUCCUACUGCAAUAAUUUAAAAGAUAACAUAAAAAUAUGAAAUGGCUACAACAAUUGUAGCCUUUUCUUUAGCCA
Solanum lycopersicum (tomato) is the source of this 1376-nucleotide messenger RNA. Its product is annotated as cytochrome c oxidase assembly protein COX11, mitochondrial. Lineage: Eukaryota; Viridiplantae; Streptophyta; Magnoliopsida; Solanales; Solanaceae. The record is from RefSeq and is a predicted model, not a curated record. Gene Ontology annotation, molecular function: copper ion binding. Gene Ontology annotation, cellular component: mitochondrial inner membrane.